AUGCAGCCCGUCAACUUCAACCACGCCUCCUGCCCAAAGUGCUCCGCCACCAUUACCUCCGGCACAAAGACCUGCCAGAGCUGCGGUGCCGUACGUUACCCUCCUCCCCUUCCCCAUCGUCUCUUUACAUCUUCAUCUCGAUUUUUGCCAUGUCACGUUAUCAGCAACUGA
Molecule: messenger RNA, 171 nt
Organism: Trichoderma citrinoviride
Lineage: Eukaryota; Fungi; Ascomycota; Sordariomycetes; Hypocreales; Hypocreaceae
Exons: 1
Coding region: 1-171 (56 amino acids)
Source: RefSeq, a predicted model, not a curated record